This is a messenger RNA of Dendroctonus ponderosae (mountain pine beetle), 7988 nucleotides long. It is a transcript of the gene brp, whose product is annotated as trichohyalin. The record is from RefSeq and is a predicted model, not a curated record. Gene Ontology annotation, molecular function: structural constituent of presynaptic active zone. NCBI's taxonomy places the organism in Eukaryota, Metazoa, Arthropoda, Insecta, Coleoptera, Curculionidae. Gene Ontology annotation, cellular component: cytoskeleton of presynaptic active zone. Gene Ontology annotation, biological process: maintenance of presynaptic active zone structure; neuromuscular synaptic transmission; regulation of synaptic plasticity.
AAUGUCAUGAAAUGUCCCGUGACGCGUACGUGGGGGGCUCCCGCUCCCCUAGGGGCGUGAGGCUGCCCACCGUGGACCGAUCGCCCAGUAGGGCAUACCCAGGGGGGAGCCCGUUGGGGCGCAAACCCGUCCGCCAGACCCGAUCUGGCAACAAUUCGCCCGACCACACGGGCUACACUUCCUACCAUUCCUACUAUCGGGACGAGGACUUGGAGGAUCCGAUGUUGGAGGAGCGAGGCAGGCCGAUGUCCGUUGGUACCACCCAUCAUCGGUCUAGGAGUGCCACCAGACCAACUAACCCAAUGUCCGUUCGCUACCAAUCGCUUGACCGAGCCCCAACCGUUGUAGAUCAUGAUCGCGAAUUUCUGCCGAUCCGCGAUCGAAGAGAUCGGUCCCUGGAAAGGGGCCUUUAUUUCGAAGACGAUCCUUAUAUAUCCCGAUCAGCUCGCCAGUCUCCAACAUCGCAUCAACCGUUCAUUGGCGAGCUGCAGCACCAAAACUCCGAUCUUCAGCGCGAUCUGGCCAAUCUGAAGAAAGAGCUGGACUUGACCAAUCAGAAACUGGGCUCGUCCAUGCACUCCAUCAAGACCUUCUGGAGCCCCGAGCUGAAAAAGGAGCGAGCCCUUAGGAAAGAGGAGUCGGCCAAGUACAGCCUGAUCAACGAUCAGUUGAAGCUACUGAGCAGCGAAAAUCAGAAACAAGCCAUGUUGGUGCGACAACUCGAAGAAGAGUUGCGGAUGAGAAUGCGCGGCCCCAGUGUGGAGGUGCAGCAGCAAAUGGAGGUCAUGUACCAGGAAAACGAACAUCUGCAAAGAGAAAUUGCAAUUUUGCGGGACACAAUUAAGGAACUCGAACUACGAAUCGAAACUCAAAAGCAAACGUUACAAGCGCGGGAUGAAAGCAUUAAAAAGCUCCUGGAAAUGCUCCAAAAUAAAGGAAUGGGUAAAGAGGAAGAGCGCGCCAUGUUCCAACAGAUGCAGGCGAUGGCACAAAAACAGGAGCUGCAGGCGGCCAACGAAACGCUGCGCACGCUGCAGUCGCAACUGGAAUUAGUGCCCUCGCCAUCCAGCAGCACCAUCAAGGUGCUGCUGGACACCAAGGACGCGAGAAUCGCGACUCUGGAGCGCGAGGUGCGCCUUUUGGAGCACGAAAUCGACAGGCUGGCGCCACCCUCUUUGAUGGAGCCCCCCCGCCGACAACUCGACGAGUUCCGGGUGGAGAUUCAGCGCAGGGAUCAGGAGAUCCUCGCGAUGGGCGCCAAAAUGAAGACGCUGGAGGAGCAGCACCAGGACUACCAGCGCCACAUCGCCGUGCUCAAGGAGUCGCUCUGCGCCAAGGAGGAGCACUACAACAUGCUGCAGGCGGACGUCGAAGAGAUGCGCGCCCGCCUCGACGAGAAGAACCGCAUGAUCGAGAAGAAGCAGCUGCAGCACCAGCAGGACCGGGCGCGCGCGGGCGCCGAAAUUUCCGAGAUGAGGGAGCACAUGGACAUUAAGGACCGCAAAAUCAACGUGUUGCAACGAAAGGGGGAAGUAUAUCGCCUCAAGGCCCGUUUGGAAAACUCCCAUCAGGAGCAAGACAGCCUCCGCGAAGAACUCGAGAAAGCCCAAUCGGCUACAGCCAAGCUGCAUUCCGACAAAGACCGGGCUUAUGCCGAACUCGAGAAGAUGAGGGAGGAACUGGAGCGUACUACGGCGACCUUGGGAAAGGCUCAACUGCAACAAGACAAGCUCCAGAACGCAUACGACAAAGCGCAGACCGAAGUCGACAAGCUUCAAGAGAAACUCGACAAGUCCAUUGGGGAGACCAGACGUAUCCAAUUAGAAAAGGAAAAACUCGGAUACGAUUUAGAGAGUGUCCAGUCGCAAUUGGACAAGGCUCUCGCCCAAUCUGCUCGCUUACAGAAGGAAAAAGAACAAGCCCAGCUCGAAGCCGAUCGGCUUAGAGAUAAAUACGAAAAGCUCCAGGGCACGGCGAACCGCCUGCAAAAGGAAAAGGACAGCUUCCAAGACGAAUGCGAAAAACUGAAGGAACGAUUGGACAUGCAGCUAAAUCAAGUUUCGAAAGUCCAACGGGAAAAGGCCGAUGUGGAGACCGAGUUGGACGUGCUCAAAGAGCGGUGGGAGAAAGCGCACAUGUUGCAGCAAAAACUGCAAGUCGAACGCGACGAUGCGGUGACGGAAAUCGAUAUUCUCAAGGAAAAACUGGACAAAGCCAUUUACUCCUCACAAAAGGCCAUUGACGAGCGCGAAAGUGCUCACAAAGAAUUCGAGAAAGUCAUUGAAAAAUAUGACCGGUCACAAAGCGAUUUAUAUCGACUGCAAAACAAGCUGGACACCGUGCAGGCAGACAAAGAACGCCUGGAGCUGGAAAUUGAAAAGCAACAGCUCGCCAUGUCCAAAUUCCGGGACGACCAGCGAAAGCUGCAAGAAGAGGGCCAAAGGCUCCAAGAGCUGUACGAAAGAGCGUCGAUGCAACUCACCAGAAGCAAAGAGCUGGAGGAGAAGCACAAGGAAGAAGUGGAGCGGCUAAACAUCGAUUUGGAAAUGGUAAGGGACCGAUACGAAAAGGCCCAAAUCGAGCUCAGGAGACUGCAGAGCGAACGGGAGAAGCUGCUAUCGGACAACGAACGAAUGCGGUUCGAAAACGAGCGAGCACAAGCACAGAGCACCAAGGCUCAAUCGGCUUAUGAAAAAGCCCAGGAAGACAUUUCCAGAUUGUCCAUCGAAGUGGAAAAGCACAAAGACAAGCACGACAAGCUUCAGAACGAAUUCAGGAAAGUCGUUGCUGAAUACGACCAUCUGCGCGAGACAACUGGAGCUGGCGGAAGAGAGAGCCGAUACAGCAGGUAUGACAGAGAAGACUCCAGAUCCAAAGAGGACAACGACCGGUUACGAUCAGAAAUCGAUCGACUCCGUGAGCGCCUAGACAAGACCCUCGGCGAUCUGGACAAGAGCAGAAAAGAGCUCGCCCUGGUCGAGAGCACGCGCAGCAAGUUCGGCUUCGAGGAGAAGGAAAAACUGGCCGAAAUGGAGCGGUACAAGGACGAACUUCAACGAACACUGACCAACAAUCAGCAGCUGGAGACCAAGCUGCACGAGGCGAGCAUGCAGCUGGACUUGGCCAGGCAAGAUGUGGCCAAAGCGCAGGCCACUCAGGAGAAGCAGCGCAUGGAGCUGGAAAGAGCGGUUAUUGAGCUGGAGAAGCUGCGCGACCGCUAUGAGAAGCUAAAAGCCCAAUGCGAAAAAAUGGAGAAAGACAGCGAGAAGAUUCGAAUGGAGGCGGCGCAGCAAGAGCGCAGGCAAGUGCUGGCCGCUGAUAAAGUGCGGAACGACGAACGCCUGGAAAUCGAACGACUGAAGGACAAACUGGAAAAAAUGAUCCAAGCCCGAAACGCCACGGAAAUGGAAGCCGGACGACUUGCCCAAGAACUAGAGAAGUCUCAGUUGCACCUAACAAAGGCCUUGGAGACCAACGAAGCAACGAAGAUCGAGUACGAGAGAAUGGCAACUGAACUGGCGCGAAUGCACGAGCGUCUGGAAAGAGACAAGUUGGACUGGAAAACGCUGGAGCAAGAGCGAGACGUGCUGAGAGCUGAGCUGCAGCAGGUGAGGAGCGGGAUGGACACGCAGCGCCGCACCAUCGACCAUCGAACCCAAGAGACGCUCAUCAAGCUGCAGCAGGAGCUGGCGCAGUCCAACAGGGAGAGAGAUAAAAUGGCCUCCAUGCUGGACAAACAGGGCAGACAAGGCGAAUCCAUCGAGAAGCAGAUCAUGAAGUACGAAGCGGACAUUAAACAGCUAACGAUGGAAAGAGACCAACUGGUCAUCCAGCUGGAAAAGUCCCAGGACAUGUUGAUGAACUUCCAGCAAGAGUUGAAUCACAGUGAAGCCGAGCUGGAGAAGCACAAGCAGGAGGUGAACCGAUUGAAAACCGAGCAGAAGCGGAUGUCGCAAGACGUGGAAAAAGGGACCAAGGACGUCCUGGAGAACCGGGACAGAGAAAUUGCCAAUCUGCGCCAGCAGCUGCAGCAGGCCCAAAAAGAAAGGGACGCGCACAAGCAAAGGGCUGAAAAGGCGGAGAAAAUGGUCCAUGAAUCGGGGACGCGGGAUGAUGCUGAGCUGGAACAGUGGCGAAACGUUAUCGAGCAGGAGACCAAGCGGGCCGAUCAGGCGGAGAAAACGUCCCAAGACCUGCAGAAGAGGAUCCAGGUGAUGGAGAAGCAGCUGCAGCAGCAGCUGAACCAGAUGGCGCAGUACCAGCGCGAAAGAGGAAUCCAGCCGCCCCCACAGGACGACAAAGAGGUUCUCCGUCUGAGGAAGGAGCUGGAGAAGGCGCAAAGCGACGUGAAGAACUUCGCCACUGAGAAGGAGCGCCUUCAAGCGCAGCUGGAGAUGCUGGUCCAGGAGCUGGAGAAGAAUCAGGUGGAGCUUCACGAAGCUACCAAAAAGCUCCAAAUGGCCCCGCAACGGCCCGCCGAAGACCUUUCCGGCCAAAGGAAGCAACUGGAGGACGAGCGACGAAAGAUCGAAGAAGCCAAACGGCAGUUGGAGGAGCAGAAACGAAGCGCCGAAACCAAACAUCGGCAAGUUGAAGAGAAAGAGCGUCAGUUAGCCGAAUUAGAUAGACAAUUACAGAAACAGCAGCAACAAAUGGACCAAUUGCAAGCCUCCUUGCAGAAGGCUGGAGGCACGGCAGCCGCUGCCACUGAACUGACCAAAAAGCUCAGCGACGCUGAGAAGAAGGUGGAACAAGCUCAGGAGGAAGCAAAGCGAUCGGCCACUGAGAUGGAGCGACUGUUGCAGUUGGUGCAGAUGAGCCAAGAGGAGCAGAACCAGAAGGAGAAGCAGAUAAUGGAGCUGCAGCAAGCGCUGAAAAAUGCACAGACCAAACUACGGCAAACGCAGCAAGCGCAGACGCAAGAGAGCGAAAUACACGAACGAACAGAACUAGAUUUAAGAAGCCAGAAGGAGGCGAUUAGAUUGCAGUUGGAUCUAGCUGAGAACCAACUUGAAGAGCAGAGAACCCGUUUGGAGGCCCUAAAAUUAGAGGUAGGCGCCAAGGACGAGAUAAUCUUGAGGUUGGACGAUGGCGACACAAACAAUAACGACGGAGUCGCUCCGGAGGAUAAAAACCUUAUCAGAAAUGGCAUAUCAAAGCGACUAAGUAGAAACGAUUGCGGAAACGUGGAUAAAACCAAGCAAAGUAGUGAAAUAGAUUACCAUGCAGCUAGAAUAAGGGAACUAGAAGGUGUGAUAGAGGAUAAAGAGGGAAGAAUUCUCCAGUUGGAAGAUGGGCUGAGGGAGAGUGUGCAGAUUUCCACUGAGCGAGAGCACGUUCUGCUGAAGGAGGAGACCAAACGGAGACAGAUCAUGCAAAAAGUUGGAAAGCUGGAACAACGACUGCUGUCUCUUCAAUCAGCGCAAGCGAUGAGGUGCCACAAUUGCAAACCUUACGUGAGAAGAACGUGCCUUCUUGAGGAGAAACUGUUAAAGCUGAUAGCGGAAAGGAGGAAAAACCUGCAGGAGCUGGCACACAUGAAGAGGGAAGCUUUGGAAGCAGCGAUCAGCGAAAAGGACUCUCAUUUGGCCAUUUUGGAAAUGACGGGAAUACGAAACGCCCGGCAAGCUGAAGAGGCCGAUAAUCUCAAGCUGGAUAAGAAGAGGCUGGUCGAAAUGCUCAAAAAAGAGGCUGAAUCAAGCGUUUCGCUGCUCGAAGAAUCAGCUAUCGAAGACGAAUUGUCGCUCGACUUGGUAAAGGAAGAGCAGCAUCCCGAACAGCUUAGCUAAGUGUUGGGCUAAAAAUAUUCUCUAAUUGAUUAGUGUUUAACGAGAACACACCAUACGACCUAACCGUAGUGUAUUUAAGCAUUUAAAGAAAUAUUAGCUUAAGAUAUAUGAUCUCAGCAAUAAGAAGGUAUUCAAUGAACAAUUAUAUCGGCCGUUCGCGGUCAACGUUUCUCACUGCCUAUUGUGUAUAUUCAAUUAAUUAUAUACAUUGUUAAUUAAGCUCUUAGUGCAAAGGAACGUUCAUUAAGUCAUUACUGUGAAUGUGUUAUAGUUGCUGUUAAUAUUUCGACGUUAGAUAUGACAAUAAUGUACGGGGGAAUGGGGCAUUAUUAUUUAAGGGCCCAUUAGAAAUUCGACUUUUUGCGGAAUAGCAUUGUUCCCUUCAAGUUUUAUCUACAAACCGCUGGGCUGUAAAAAGGAGUUUAUAGAUUUUACUUAUAGAACAAUUUAUUCGGUAAUACAAAGCAUUGUACAUGCCAUUUAUUGUUUAGAAAUCAUCUUAGCAUUAAGUUGUGAUUCGCAAUUAAGUUAGGAAAAGCAAAUUGGACGGAUCACAGCACAUUUAUAACCGAAUCUAGUUGUGAAGGGUAAUUCCGAUUAUUUUCCGUCAAUAUAUUUUCGAUUAAUUAUGUGCGUUCUGUUAUUUUAACUGGACUUUUUACUAACUCAUCAAACGAAAACGGAAAGUUUCAGUGCUACUUCUAUGACCAAUAUUAACCAAUCACUUUUCCAAUAUAUCUGUUUGCAAACCAUCAUCACGCCUUUACUCUGCUGAUCAAAGCUUCAUACAAAUUCUAGCAAGAAAAUAUAAAUCGCGCAUUAGAUCACGAAUGCUUAGUUGAAAAUCCUAGAAUAAUGAAAAUAUGACGGUUCAAAAUAUGAACUACUAAAAAACUAGAUGUUUUGGACUGUUGUACUGUAUAUUUUUUUCAAUUCAUAUCAUAGCAAAUGUUGUACAAUAGGCCGAGAAAACACUGCCAUUCACUCGUGCCAUUAAAGCUUAACGAAUCGCGAUAGAAGCCCGAGGCAAUAAUUACCAGAAAAGUGCUUAAAUUCCGCAACAUCACGAUGAUUUUGUUAAUUGUUGUGUUGGGCUUGCGCAACCAACAUUUUUUAUAACAUUUUUCAAAUUUCAAACGAUCGCUGCCUGCAAAAAACUAGUAAAAUCAAAUAAAGAUGUUAUAAAGAAAUUAAGCUUUAAGUUAUUAAAGUUAAUAAAUGUACAUUAAAUCUAGAUUAUCCAACAGUGUUUAGCAGGUAACGGUAAAGGAUUAUUGUAAAAUAAAAAUACUAAUUAAUCGUCUGAAAAUACAUGUUAUAGAUGAAUAAAUAGGCGCCUGAAAAGGAUUCCGUUUGAUUAUUAUAGUAAACGAUGCAAAGAACAAAACUGCUUCCAAUUACACGAAAGCGACUGAUCAAUAAAAAUUCUACCUAAAUGAUUUCCGGAUUUGCAUUUGUUCCAAUGUUUUCUUUUGCCGCGUAGAUUUUUAAUUUUUUAGGUCUCCACUAGUCUAAGAAUAUUAUAAUAAUAAUAAUAAUAAUUCGAACUGAAUGAAUAAUUUCAUCGCAUACCUUAGAAUAAGUUAGCAUAGUAGGACUUAAGUGUUACAUGAAUUUUCCUGUCCUCUAUCAUUACGAGAUUGUUUAGAAUUAAUGCCCGACUUUCAUAUAUUCAAGCCCCGGCUAGUUUUCCUAUUAAGGAAAUGUUAAUCUGGAGUUUUACAAAUUAAUUGAAUAUUUGAAACUUCCGGACAACUUUAGACUUUCUUAAUCAAUAACUCACACUUAUCACCUGACAUAUCUCAUAUAAAUCUUAUUAAAAGUUGCUUUUUAUAACAUGAUUAUAAAAUUAAAAAUUAAGAGAACUUGGGCUAGAAGAUAAAUAAAUCGUGGUGGAAAAUUUGAUAUUUGCUGUUCAAAAAAGGCUUUAUAAACACGUAUAAAAAUCUGCUUGAAUCGUUCCUGUCUAAGAUUAUCAAGUGCAAAAGUAUCAGUGUAAAAAAACCCGUUCUGAGCGGAAGAUAAAAGAGCAAAUUCGCACCUUGGUUUUUAUCAAAUUUUUUGACCAUCGUAGUAUAAUAAGGUGUUAAUAUUGACUAGUUAUCUAAUUUCCCGAGUCUUCAUUUUUAAACACACGCUGUUGUAUACAUAAUAUGUUAUAAUGAACGAUGUGAAAUGAAAAGAACAUUUUAAAAUGCA